ACGGUCUAGCAGCUCUCGUACACGGAAGUCUCACCGUUAUUGUUAUUAUCACCAUCGCUUCGGAGACGCAGCGCGUAAGUGCCGUCCAGGGUGUAAACACCCCAAAGCCUUUUCAACUCCUACGUCGGGAAACCACAUGGCCAGCCAGUAAUGGCGGCGGCUGUCGCUGGCCAAGUUAUUAGUCGCCUGUUGUAUGUAUUUGACUCCACAACCAAACUUCACUUCUUGGUUGAUACUGGUGCAGAAGUCAGCGUUCUCCCCCGUUCUCUGGAAAAACGCCCCCUGCAACCAGCGGGUCCAAUGCUUACGGCAGCUAAUCAAACUAAAAUCGCGACCUACGGCCAGAAAUUACUUACUUUGAGUCUCGGAUUACGGCGUAACUUCCCUUUCCUUUUUACCAUCGCCGAUGUGCAAAAGCCCAUUAUCGGAAUCGACUUCCUCAGCAAGUUCGGUCUUGUGGUCGACCUACGUUGUGGGAAAUUGCGAGACGAUACUACGUCUUUAAGCACACCCUGCAAACUUGCCUCAGUCAAUUCUCUCGGGCUUCGCAUCCUCAUCCCUGACGACUCACAGUAUUCUUCAUUGCUCCGACAAUUUCCGUCCCUAAUUCGCGCAAGUAACGACACUUCCAAUCCUAAACACGAUGUACGCCAUCACAUCGUUACAACCGGUCCGCCUGUAACUGCUAAAGCUCGACGCUUGCGUCCUGACAAACUCCAGGCAGCUAAAAAGGAAUUCCAACACAUGCUUGAUCUCGGCAUUAUUCGUCCUUCAAACAGCUGCUGGGCAUCACCUCUCCAUCUGGUGUCUAAAAAGUCAGGCGAUUGGCGACCAUGCGGUGACUAUCGUGCUCUUAACAACGUCACUGUUCCGGAUAGGUAUCCUAUCCCACAUAUCCACGAUUUCUCCCUUGGACUAGCUGGAAAGUCAAUCUUUACCAAACUCGAUCUUGUCAGAGCUUACCAUCAAAUUCCAAUGGCGGAGGAAGACAUCGCAAAAACUGCCGUGAUCACUCCAUUCGGCCUUUACGAAUUUCUUCGUAUGCCUUUCGGCCUCCGGAAUGCAGCACAGUCUUUCCAACGCUUUAUGGAUCAGGUCCUCCGUGGCCUUGAUUUCGUCUACGUUUACAUUGACGAUGUCCUGAUCGCAAGCGCCACACCCGACGAACAUUUAUCACACCUCCGAAUGGUUUUCGAACGUUUUGAAAACCACGGGAUAAACAUCAACCCGGAUAAAUGCAAAUUUGGUCAGCCAACCGUCGAAUUUCUCGGUCACAAGAUCGAUGGUGAAGGUAUUAAACCCCUUCCGGAGAAAUCUCAAGCAAUCCUCGACUACCCGAUGCCACAAUCUGUCCGAAGCCUUCGCCGAUUCCUCGGUAUGAUUAACUACUACGGCAGAUUCAUUCCUAACUGCGCUGAUUUACUUCAUCCGCUUACCGACUUACUGAAAGGAAACUCAAAGACGUUUACGAUAACCCCAGAAGUUGAAGCCGCUUUCACGGCCGUCAAGCAGAAGUUCAGUGAGGUCACCUCUCUCCAUCACUUGAACACCACGGAGGACGCUACACUUGUCCUUAAGACGGAUGCUUCAAGUUCUGCUGUCGGUGCAGUUUUGCAACAGUUAGUUGAUAACGAAUUUCAACCACUGUCUUUUUUCUCACGGAAGCUUCAACCUGCUCAGGUCAGGUACAGCACCUUUGGUCGUGAACUGCUCGCCAUGUACUUGGCUGUGAAACAUUUUCGUCACCUCUUAGAAGGACGUCGUUUCAUUCUCUUGACAGAUCACAAGCCACUGGUGUAUGCCUUCCGUUCUUCCUCAGACCGUUACUCACCCCGAGAAACGCGUCAUCUGGACUAUCUUUCACAGUUUUGUGUUGAUGUUCGUUAUAUCGACGGCCCUAACAACGUUGUUGCCGAUGCAUUGUCCCGCGCUCAUGUGAAUCAACUGUCAUCGACACCCAUCGACUUGGAGAGAAUAGCGGCCGCCCAAAACGAUGAUCCUGAGCUCGUUCAACUUCGUUCAAACUCCUCAUUGAAAGUCACCCAACUGCCCGUACUUAACUCUGACAUAAGAGUUUACUGUGAUCUUUCAACCGGUAAGCCUAGGCCGUUUGUCCCACAAUCAUUUCGCCGAACCAUUUUUGAUCAUUUUCACGGUUUUUCACACCCUAGUAUCCGCUCCACCGUAAAACUCAUUACCGACCGCUUCCUCUGGCCCAAUAUGCGUUCAGACAUUAGACAGUGGGCUAAACAUUGCCUUAGUUGCCAAACUAGUAAAGUGCAUCGUCACACAGUCACCACCCCAGGUACAUUUUCACUCCCUGACGCCCGUUUUAGACACGUGCACAUAGAUAUUGUUGGCCCUUUACCUCCUUCCAACGGUUUCACUCAUCUUCUAACAUGUGUUGACCGUUUUACCCGUUGGCCACAAGCUGUUCCCUUACGUGAUACCUCUACCGAAUCUGUAUCCCGUGCUUUUGUUGAAUCUUGGAUUUCGCUGUUUGGUGUUCCAUCCACCAUCACUACCGACAGAGGGGCUCAGUUCAGUUCCACACUGUUCCGCGAUCUGAGUCGUUUAUUAGGCUGUACUCACAUGAGAACAACCGCUUACCACCCCGCUGCCAAUGGCCUCGUCGAGCGCUUUCAUCGACAAUUAAAAGCUGCCAUCAUGGCUACUUCGUCCGACUCACGCUGGUCUGAGCGUCUACCUGCGAUCCUCCUUGGUAUACGCAAUACAAUCAAAGAGGACAUUGGGUGCUGCCCUGCAGAACUCGUGUUCGGGACGACCCUCAGACUACCUGGUGAGAUGGUACUAGACUCUCGCACCACCGGCGAACUAGACCCCUUCUCGUACGCUGAACGCCUCAAACAGCAUUUUCGAUCCAUUCGACCAACGUCUACGCGGCCUAACCUACGUAAACAGCAAGUCCACCCCGAUUUGCACAAGUGUCCGUUUGUUUUCAUCCGCGUCGACGCCGUCCGAAGACCUUUAACUCCGCCCUACGA
Molecule: messenger RNA, 3005 nt
Organism: Dicrocoelium dendriticum
Lineage: Eukaryota; Metazoa; Platyhelminthes; Trematoda; Plagiorchiida; Dicrocoeliidae
Source: the annotation of a GenBank genome assembly